GCUCUCUGUUCUCAUUGGCUCACUACUCCCCGCUCCACGCUCUUGUGAUGCGCGCGCUGGAUUUUUAUUGGUCGGGUAUAAAACAUUAACUCGUAUUGUUGGCGGGGCUAUUAACCAGGCUCCGCCUCCAGCUGCUGUAAACUGAUUCUGACAGCGCGCGCAGAGGAAAGGAUGAAGUCCAGCAAACACAAAUCACCACAAACAACUGACACAGAGUUUGGAGGGGUGAUAGUGAGCACUUUGAUGAUUGGAUUUCGUGAACAGGACUUUUCUGUGUGUGUAGGUGCUGCAUGUAUAAUAGUGUUCCUCCCCCUCACUGUGCUCUUCCUGCUGAGUGUGUGUGUGUCUGAGGAGGGCAGCGUGCUCCGCUGGCCCCCCCCACUGCCCCCCCACUCUGACCUCUAUGACCCCCGAGCCGUGUUCAUCAUCACUGUGUGGUUCAGCACACACAUUCUGCUCUACCUGCUCCCAGUGGGCAAGGUGUCAGAGGGUUUAGUUCUCAGGGAUGGAAGCAGACUGAAAUAUCCGAUAAACGGGUUCCAUGCGCUGUGUGUGACGAUUGUGUUGGUGUGUAUGUGUGUGUGUGUGGGCGUACCCCUGGCUCACCUGUAUGACUUGAUGGUGCCGUUGGCGGUGUGUGCAGUGGGCGUGGCCUUCCUGCUCUCCCUCUACCUGUAUGCUCGCUCCUUCUGGGCUCCUGUACACGCACUGGCACUCGGAGGAAACACAGGUAACGCUGUGUAUGAUUUCUUUAUUGGACGGGAGUUAAACCCACGUAUCGGUUCAUUCGAUCUGAAAUAUUUCUGUGAGCUGCGUCCAGGGUUAAUAGGCUGGGUGGUGCUGAAUGCGGUGAUGUUGAUGAAGGAGGUGGAGCUGCGUGGAUCACCAUCAGUGUCAAUGCUGCUGGUGAACGCCUUCCAAUUACUCUACGUCACUGACGCUCUGUGGAAUGAAGAGGCGGUAUUGAGCACCAUGGACAUUGUGCAUGAUGGAUUCGGCUUCAUGUUGGCGUUCGGUGAUUUGGUUUGGGUUCCAUUCACAUACGGCCUCCAGGCAGCCUUCCUUGUGUCACACCCUCAUACACUUACUCCCUUCAGUGCCCUUGCCAUCAUCCUGCUGAAUGGAAUUGGGUAUUACGUCUUCCGCAAGUCCAACUCUCAGAAGAACCAGUUCAGGAGAGACCCAACACACACUAGCGUCCGAAAUUUAAAGACGAUUGCCACAGCAACAGGAAAGCAGUUGUUAGUGUCGGGAUGGUGGGGGUUCGUCAGGCACCCCAAUUACCUCGGAGACCUUCUGAUGGCGCUAGCAUGGUCUCUACCCUGUGGGUUCUCCCACAUCCUGCCGUACUUCUACGUGCUGUACUUCAGCGUGUUGUUGGUGCACAGGGAGGCACGAGAUGAACGUCAGUGCAGAGCGAAGUACGGCGCGGCUUGGGAGGCGUACUGCAGCCGAGUGCCCUACAGGAUCAUCCCCUACAUCUACUGAGCUCAUUAUUGCUGUCAUACACACUUUAUAACACUCUCUCACUCCUGUACCCUCACACACACCCAUAACAUCAGUCUCUGUGUGUGUAUGAGGCACGUGAAGAACCCGGUGAUCCUCACUGUACAUGGACACGAGGUUAAAUGCAACAUGUUCAUACACCUUUUCCUGAUAAAGCCUCAAUUGAAAAAAAAAAACACAGGUUCACGUGUUUCUGCUUCCACACGGUCACAUGUACAU
This is a messenger RNA of Ictalurus furcatus (blue catfish), 1725 nucleotides long. It is a transcript of the gene tm7sf2, whose product is annotated as transmembrane 7 superfamily member 2. The record is from RefSeq and is a predicted model, not a curated record. Gene Ontology annotation, cellular component: nuclear inner membrane; endoplasmic reticulum membrane. Bases 172 to 1488 code for a protein of 438 amino acids. Lineage: Eukaryota; Metazoa; Chordata; Actinopteri; Siluriformes; Ictaluridae. Gene Ontology annotation, biological process: sterol biosynthetic process. Gene Ontology annotation, molecular function: oxidoreductase activity, acting on the CH-CH group of donors, NAD or NADP as acceptor. The transcript is spliced from 11 exons.